UAUUAGUGUUUAAUGUUAAAGUUAAUAUAAAAACCCGUCGGUAGGUGUCGCUGUGUGACUUUAACUUCCGUUUUUUUCCGGUGGUGAUAUUGUGUUUCCGGGGUGAAAGGUGACGGGUCCCGGUUUGAAUCUUUGGACGGUCUCCGGUGGUGUUUUCGGUGUGAACGGAGCAGACCGGCGGGUUGUCAGUCUGUGGCGUGUUCAGACGUGUUUACCUGUGACCCGGUGAGGUUAAAGCUCGAGCUGCUGCUUCAGGAAUCCUAUCCACCUGUUGCCAUGGAGUCGGAGCUGCUGAUUGGCUGGCAGCAGGAGAAGGCGGAGCUCAAACGGGAAGUGUGUCGGCUGCAGGAGGAGCUGGCUGAGAGUCGGGCGGAGAGAGAGGAGCUGGAGUCCAGGAGCAGGGCUCUGAACGACAGGCUGUGCCAGUCAGUGUGUCCCUCGCUCGCCCUCUCUCUGCAUGUGGAGGGUGAGCAGAGGGAGUGGAGGAGGAGGGUGAGGGAGGGGAGGGAGAGGGAGGCCAGGCAGGCUCUGCUCAUCCACAGACUGCAGAACAAGGUGGUGGAGUACAGAGAGCGCUGCCAGCGUCUGGAUCUGCAGCUGCAGGAUGAACGAACUCAGCUGCUCAACACCGAGCGGAGGAUCAGACAUGAACACAGUGACUCUCUGGAGAGCGCCCUCAUCAGGCUGGAGGAGGAACAGCAGAGGUCAGUCGGUCUGGUUGAGACCAACACUCUCCUGCGGGAGCAGCUCAGCCAAUCAGAGCAGGCCAACCAGGCCCUGAGGAACGACCUCCAGAAGCUGACGGCUGAUUGGACGAGAGCUGUGGAGGAGGCGGAGCAGAGAGAGUCUGAUUGGCUGAGAGAGAAGGAGAGUCGGUCAGGUCAUGUGGGUCAGCAGCAGGCUCGGUUGCUGUCUGUUUGGAGAUCUGUCGUUGCUCUGAGACGACACUGUCACACCGUUAAAACUGCCGCCGACAGGGAUCUGUGGCAGUUGAGGGCGGAGUUUUCUCGUCUCUCCUCCUCCCUCCUCUCCAGCUGCGACUCCGUCUCCUCCUCCCUGUGGCUCAGUGCUCCUCACAUCACACCCUCCCUCUCCUCCUCCUCCCCUGUGCCUCCCCCUAUUCUCCCCUCUGACCUGCCUCCCCCCUCAUCUUCUCCUCCUCCUCUCUCCUCCACCCAAGUCCUCCCUCCUCCGGACUCCCCGGCCUCUGAGCCUCCUCCCAUCUCCUCCUUCACCCUGGGAACCUUCUCCUUGGGAGAGCUGGAGCACAGAGAGGAGGAGGAGGAGAAGGAGCUCCGCCAUGAGGCUGAAGUUUGUCAGCUGAAGGAGCGGAUUGUGGAGCUCUCUCGCUCACUGCAGGCGGAGCGGAGUCAGAGGGAGGAGAGAGAGAGAGAGGGAGAGAGACACAGAGAAACAGAGAGAAGUCUGCAGUCAGUCAGUCAGGCUGUGAUCAGACUGUCCAGAGUCCUGAGCAGCAGCAGUCGGUCUCUGUGCGUCUCCCCAGACAGCGUCCUCAGCCUGGACCUGUCCUCCCUGCUGUCUGUGCUGUCUCAGGCCGAGAGCGCCCUCCAGUGGAGACACGAGGAGCUGCAGGGGGCGGAGCUAUCUCUGCGGCGGCACGGCGAGGAGAAGACGGCUCUGCAGCUCCGACUGAAACAGCUGGAGGACGACAACCAGCGGCUGCAGACGCACACACAACACACUCAGCUGGAGCUCACACACACUCUGGACAUCCUGAGCAGGGAGCGCGAGGCGGCGUCCUCUCUGCGCCUGCAGGUGGAGGAGGUGCAGAGGAGGGAGGAGGAGGUGAAGAGGGAGAACGACAGGCUGAGGAGGGAGAGAGACAGACAGGAGGAGAGGAACAGACAGCUGGAGGCAGAGACUCACAGACGAGUUGAGACGGAGCUGUUGGAGAACGUCCAGCUGACCGAGAGGGAGACUCUCCACCGUAUGGAGAUCCACACUCUGAAGGGGGCGUUGGAGAGGGAGCAGCUGGACAAACAGAGAGCAGAGGAAGAGGCGGCUGAUGCCAGAGACGCCCUGCAGAAGUCCAGAGAGUGUGUGCUGCGUCUCUCCUCCUCCGAGUGUGUGCUGAAGCGGGAGGUGGAUGAGGGACGGGACGCUCUGGCCAAGAUGGCCGCCCUGAACUCGGCUUUGGCGGCAGACAAGAGAGAGCUGAACAAACAGCUGCUGCAGCUGGAGGGUGAGCUGUCAGACAGCCAAUCACAGCUGCAGGCUUUGAGGUCAGAGGUCAGCUCUCUGCAGAGAGAGGUCAAGACCCUCAACAUGGACUGCAGCCAGCUCAGAGCUCAGAGGGAGGUGGAGGCCGACGUUGUCCAUCAGCUGAGAGAAAGAGAGAAAGAGAUGGAGAGAAUAAUGGAGGAGAAGGAGAGAGAGUUGGUGUCCCUGGUGGAGGAGAGAGAGAGGGAUGGACGACAGCAGGAGGAGCUGUCCUCCCAGCAUGCCUCGGUGCGCGGGGAGCUGAAGGAGGCGCAGGAGCAGCUGCGGCUGGCGGCUGAGGAGGCGAGGAGGAGAGCCAGGCAGCAGGAGGAGCAGCAGAGGGAGAGCAGGCGGCUGCAGGAGGAGCGGGACAGUCUGAAGAGACACAGGGAGAAGAUGGAGGACGAGCUGCAGGAGCUCAGGUCUCUGUCGGUGUCGCUCCACCAGCAGCUCAGUCAGCAGCAGCAGCAGCUGUCACAGGUGGAGGUGGACAGGUGUCAGCUCAGCACUCACCUUCACACUCUGCAGCAGGCCAAACAGACGUUACUGGGGGAGAUGGAGUGUCUGAGAGGAGAACUGGAGCAGGCGACAGCCAGGAGAGGGAGGAGUGACGAGGAGAAGGAGGCGCUGACAGUGGAGAUGGAAGAGCUGAGGAGGAGGAGGAGGGAGGAGGAAGAGGAGGAGAUGAAGAAGGAGAGAGAGGCCUGGCAGAGAGAGAGAGAGGCUCUGAGCGAGGAGCUGGGGACGAGGGACGGAGAGGUGGAGGUGCUGAGGAGGCGCAUAGAGGGACUGACGGAGGAGAGGGAGGAGAGACAGAGGGAGGUGCAGAGACUGAGGGAGGAGGUGACCGAGAGGGAGGUGCAAAUCAGUCACAUGAUGGAGAGAAUACAGCGGGCAGAGGGAGAGAGGGAGAAACUGGAGGAGGAGCUGAGGAGGAUGGAAGGUCUGGUUGAGAGAGGAGGAGGAGAAGAGGGAGGACAGGAGGAGGGAGGAGGAGAUGCAGAGGGAGGGAGAGAUGGAGGCGCUCUGUACCGGAUGGAGAGAUUAGAAAGAGAGAAGGAGGAAAGAGAGGAGGAGGUGGGGAAAUGGAGGAUCAGGGUGGAGGAGGUGGAGGAGGACAUUAACAGACUGAGAAAAGAAAUCUCCCAACUAGAGGAGGACAGAGAGGAGGAGAGGAGACAGAAGAAGAGACUGCAAGACGAGGGAGAGGAGAAGAGGAGAAAAGAGGGAGGAGGAGGUGGAGAAAUUGAGAGCCAGGCUGGAGGAGGUGGAGAGGGAGAGAGAGGAGGAAAGGGUAAGAGGGAGAAGGUUGUAGGGGAGCUGGAGCUGCUGAGGGUGAGGCUGAACGUAGCCAAGGAGGAGUGUGAGGAGCUGAAGGAGGAGGUGGAGCGGAGGGAGCGCAGCCUGGAGCGUCAGAUGAGCGCCGUUAGGGAGAGGGAGGAGGAGGUGGAGGAUCUGAACGAGCGUCUCAGGCUGGCGGAGGAGCGGGAGGAGGAGGGAGCGAGGGAGCAUCAGGAGGUGAAGGAGAAACUGAUGCAGAAGGAGGUGAAGGAGGAGCAGCUGGAGGUGCUGCUGAGAGAAACCCAGCAGCUCCUGGAGAAGGAGAGGAGGCAGGGAGGAGAAAAAGACGACAGGAUCUCCUCCCAGGCCAGAGAGCUGCAGGAGGCUCAGGCCGAGAGCGAGGGAGCGAGGAGGAGAGCCAGGCAGAGGGAGGAGGCCAACGACAGGCUAGAGGAGGAGGUGAAGGAGUGGAGGGAGAAGGCAGAGCGCAGCACAGAGGAGCUGACAAAGCUCAGACAUCUACUGAGGGAAGGAGAGGAGGAGGCCCAGCAGCUGAGAGCCACGCUGGAGGAGAGAGAGGAGGAGGAGGGGAGGGAGAAAGAGACGCUGAGGAGAACAGAGGAGGAUAGGAGGAGGAGGCUGGACAUCAAGCUAAAGGAGGUAGAGGAGGAGAAGAGGAGGCUGGAGGAGAAAGUGAGGGAGGUAAAGGAGGAGCUGGAGGAAGAGAGGGAGGUGCUGAGGAGAGUCAGGGAGGAGAGGAGGAAGUUGGAGGACAGAUGGGAAGAGAUGAAAAAGGAGGUAAAGGAGCAAAGAGAGGAGCUGCGGAGGACAGAGGAGGAGAAGAGGAGGCUGGAGAACAGACUGACGAUGAUGCAGGAGGGGAGAGAGGGAGAGGAGGAGGAGCUGAGGAGGGUGAGGGGGGAGAAGACUAGACUGGAGGAUAAGCUGACAGAGAGGGAGAAAGAAAUGGAUCGACAGAAGGAGGUGCUGAGGAGUAAAGAGGAGGAGAAGAGGAGGCUGGAAGAUGAACUGAGUAAGGCCAAAGAGGAGCAGGACAGACUAGUGGAGACUCAGAGAGAUCAGCACCUCCUGGUGGAGGAGAGAGGGAGGUCCAGGCUGAGAGAGCUGGAGGAGGAAAAGGCAGGACUGUCAGCUGAGCUGAGGAGGAGGGAGAGGGAGGUGACAGCUCUGAGAGAGGAGGUGCAGAGGGAGAGGAACAGGGCACAGGAGGAGCUGAGGAGGAGACAUGAGGUGUCUGUACUCAGAGAGGAGGUGCAGAGGGAACAAAGGGAGAAGGAGGAGAUACAGGAGAGCCUGAGGAGGACUGAGAAGGAGGUGGCAACUCUCAGAGAGGCAGUGAAAAGGGAGCAAAAGGAGAAAAAGGAUGCACAGGAGGAGGUGACAGCCCUGAAGGAGGAAGUCCAUAAGGAGCAAAUGAGGAGGGAGGAGAAGAGGAGGGAGAGGGAGGAAGUACAGGAGGAGCUGAGGAGGCGAGAGAGGGAGGUGUCUGCACUUAGAGAGGAGGUACAAGAGGAACAAAGGGAGAGGAAGGAGGUGCAGCAGGAGCUUAUGAAGAGGAGAGAAGAGGUGACUGCUCUCAGAGAGGAGGUGCAGAGGGAGUUGAAGCAGAAGGAGGAGGUGCAGGGGGAGCUGAGGAGGAGAGAGAGGGAGGUGUCUGUACUCAGAGAGGAGUUACAAAAGGAGAGUGAAGAGGUGCAGCAGGAGCUUAUGAAGAGGAGAGUGGAAGUGACUGAUCUCAGAGAGGAGGUGCAAAGGGAGUGGAAGCAAAGAGAGGAGGUGCAUGAUGAGCUGAGGAGGACCAAGGAUGAGUUGGCAGUCAUCACAGAGGAGGUGCACAAGGAACAAAAGGAGAAGGAGCAGACACAGGAGAAGUUACUGAAGACAGAGACAGAGGUGCAGAAGGAGCGCAGGAGGAGGGAGGAGGUGCAGGAGGAGCUGAGAGGAGUGCAGCAGAGCGUGGAGGCGAUGUCGGCCAACCUGAGCUCCCUGCAGACUCAGGUGUCUGAUCUGAGUCAGAGCAGGGAGAGAGCCCGGCAGGAGGUGAAGGAGAAGGAGGAGGAGAGGCAGCAGAUGAAGGAGGGGCUGAGGGCUGCGCUGGAGGAGAUGACCAAGCUCAAACUCCUCCUGCAGGAGAGCCAUGCAGAGGGGGAGCAUCUGAGGAGCGCUCUGAAGGAAAAGAAGGAGGAGGCAGAGAGGAUCAGAGAGGAGAACCUGAGGACUGUCGGAGAGGAGGUGCUGCGACAGAGGGAGGAGGUGGAGAAGGAACGAGUAGAAGUAGAGGAAGUGAGAGCAAGAGCCAAGGCCCUGGAGAGGAGGAGGAGGGAGGUGAUGGAGGAACUGGAGGAGGCUCGACAGGCUAAGGAGAAGGCUGAGGGGGAGAAGAAGGAGGCCGAGGAGCGGUGGAGGAGCAGAGUAAAAGAGAUUGAAGAGGAGCAGGAAGUGAAGCUGAAAGCCCUGUUGAGAGAAAUCCAGACACUGAAAGAAAGACAGGAGGAGGUGGAGAAGGAGUGGAGGUCCAGACUGGAGGAGAGAGAGCGGGAGGUGGAGGAGAGCCGGGCUGAGCUGAGCCGGGUCAGAGCCACGGCAGCCAUGUUGGAGGAGCAGAAAACGCAGAUCUCCUCACUGGCUGCUGAGAGAGCAAGAGAGAGGAAGCAGGAUCAGGAGGAGGACCGGGAGGAGGUGCAGAUCUCCUCUCUGCUGCAGGAGAAAGAGGAGAUCAGGAGGCUGCUGAGGCAGAGAGAAACAGAGGUGUACACUCUGACUCAGAGGACAGAGGAGCUGGAGAGGGACAGAGAUCGAGUUCGAUUGGCUCUGGAGCGAACUGAGGCUGCUAUGAUUGGCUACAGGGAGAGAGCCCACCAACAGGAGCAGAGCUCGGGGGCGGGGUCUAACACAGACAAGGGUGUGGCGGACAGACUGGUGGUCCUGCAGCGUCUGGUGGCUGAACUGGAGCUGGAACAGAAACGACUGAACAAGAAAAACUCUCACCUGGAAAAUCAGAAGGAAAAACUGAAGAGAGACAGAAACACACUGAGAGACACAGUGAGACAGGUGGAGGAGGAGCGUUCGAGGCUUAGACAGCAGCUGACUGACAGUAGGAGAUUUCAGGGGUCGACAGACACCACAGAAGAAGAGCGCCUGAGGAGCCACGUGAGGGAGCUGGAGGACCAGGUGAGUCAGCUCCGUCUCUCAUUGGCUGUGGAUCAGCAGCAGAGGGCGGAGUUUAUCCAGCAGUCCUCCAGAAACAGCCAGUGGCUUCUCUCUCUGAGACACGACCUCAGUGAUUCGCUGGCCGCCGUCACACGCCAUCCAAUCCCAUCCGUCCUGGAGUCUGAGACACAGCGAUUGGAUCGCAGCCUGAGGGAGGAGGAGCUUAGGAUGUCCCUCAGCCAAUCGUAAUGCCUGAUAAAUAAAAACUCCUAACUGAAGCUUCUGACCAAAAAAUGUUAAACCUUUACAGGCUUGGAGACAAUCUGCUGGUUGCUGUGACAACAGCUUGAUUAUUCAGAACCUCAUUUCACAGAUUUUUUUUAAAGGUCAUUAAACACAGCACAGAGUUUAGAUCUGUCCUCUGAUUGGCUGUUAGCAGCAGUAACAGGUACAGGUCUAAACCUCCCUGUGGAGUUUUAACCUGCAGCAGCUGUGGAGCAGUUUUUUUUCUGUAAAUCAGUCUGUUUUGUCUCUACGCAGGAUGUCAUUCAGAUUCCUGCCACAGGUGGAGGUGACGCUCCAACAUCUGCACCAACACAAAGUAAAAAAUAAUCCUCACAUAUUUCAGACAGAUGAACCUCAUCAGACACGAGCUUCUUUUCUUCUUCUCUCUGCUUCAGCAGCAGAAACAGUCGUCCAGGUAACACAAGCUCUGACUUUAACAGGUUGAACAGGUGAAUAUUUAAACUUCUCAUCCUCCCUCCGUCACCCAGUCCCCCCCUCAGAAUAUUAUAUUUCACAUCUGUUUCGUUAAAGACUUGAUGAGUUUGUCUGCUGCUCAGCUUAAUGAAUCCAGGUGUUUAACUAACUUGGAACUGAAUCCAAAAUGGAUCCAGAUAUUUGUCAGGGCAGGAACCUCCUCUGCUGCUGCCAGUCUGACUGAGUGCUCGACUGACAGCGCCGUCAGCAGCCAAUCAGAUGAUGAACAAACGUGAGUCUUUUAGGUAGGACCUGAGACAGAUGUCAGGUGAUCCACAGGGGACCAGGUCAUGGUCUUUUAGAAGUUUUUAUGAUGUGCUGUCGACGGUUCCAGAGAUCCUGCUCUCCAUAGGACAGUCAUAGUGUUGCACUCGGGUGUCCACGUAAAAAGUGACACAGAUGAGGUGAAGUUUAAUCCCCGGCUUCUCUCUCGCCUUCACGCCGCCGAUCAGUCACAGCGUGAAUGUCAGAUCGUCCGUUUCAGAAAGUUCUAGAAAUGGAUGCACAGAUCCACAGAUCCACAGAUCCACAUGUAUGUGGUCACCGUGCAUUAGACCACAGAGGAGGUGGUGCAGAGAUGAUGAAGCAGGAACGUCUGCAGAACAUCACAGCUCCUCUGAUCCCCCUACUCCACCAUAUUAGCUCUGGUUCUUGAACCUGUUGUGUUCAGGAUUCUUGGAACCUUGGUUCUACCCGGAGAACCAGUCCAGGUCUCCUCCAGUUUAGAUCAGAACCAGUGUGAUCUGUGAUCUGUCAUUAAUGGAUCUCAUUGAUUACCUGUGAGAGUUUGUUCUGUUAUCACAGAUAUUUCUCACAUCACUUCUCCGUCCUCUCUGUCCAACCUGUAGAAUAGGACACGCCCACUAAUGAUGUCACUGUUCACACUUGAAAACCUGAUGUUUUUUGGUUCCAGGGAUCCAAGUUUUCGGGUUACGAACCAAUUUAUUUUUGAUAAAAUGGGUUCAAAUUUAGGUGCAUAAACCGAACAUAACCUGUUCCCUAUUGGUGGAGACUUUUAUUUUUUCACACAGGCAGAAAGAGAUUUUCUAACAACGCCAAACUCCGGGUGUGACAGUUCCUGUUCCAUUAUUAAAGUUAUGUAUCAGUUUACAGAGUUAUUUAUUGUUUUGUGCUUGUAUUUAUAUUCUGCUUUCAAUUGUCAGUUUGAAUGACACACUUCAUUUCCCAUGAUCCUUCAUUCUGAGCUGUGAGUCCGGCUCAUGUGGAGAUCAAAGGUCAAUUGUGUGUUUGUAAAAGGUUCAAUAAAGUUUUUAUAAUGUGA
Lates calcarifer (barramundi perch) is the source of this 8713-nucleotide messenger RNA. Its product is annotated as trichohyalin-like. NCBI's taxonomy places the organism in Eukaryota, Metazoa, Chordata, Actinopteri, Centropomidae. The record is from RefSeq and is a predicted model, not a curated record.